UGGUGAGGAUGAAGGAGGAGACGCCGGGACUAGAAAGCAGAACAGAGCAGAGCCGAGCAGGGGCUGGCCCUUGACGGAGGAGGGACAUCAUGAUGAUGACAGACUCUUUGUAGACGCGUGUAGAGGAGACAUAACGAGAGAAAGCACGCUGCUCUGACUACACACAGACUCUCCUCGUGGCUGCUGAGCCCGGCCGGCAUCAGACCUCCAACACAAACACACAGAGAGGAAGAAGAAGAAGAAGAAGAGGAAGAAGAAGAGGAGGAAGGAAGAAAAGACGAUGUCAGGGUUGAAGAAGAGAAGCUCUAACUCUUCGGCAGACAGAGAUGAGGACAAGCAGGUCACGGAGAAGAUGCUCUCCGGUAACCAGGGUGGCGCAGCACCGGACCCUAGCAACGCGGAGACAGCAUCAGGAGGAGAGGAGAAAGAAGGGGUAACUCUCAAGAGGACCAUCACCCUGCUGAACGGCGUGGCCAUCAUCGUGGGCACCAUCAUCGGCUCGGGCAUCUUCGUCACCCCUACCGGCGUGGUGAAGGAGGCCGGCUCGGUGGGUCUGUCCCUGGUGGUGUGGUCUGUGUGCGGCGUGUUCUCCACGGUGGGAGCGCUCUGCUACGCGGAGCUGGGCACCACCAUCACGAAGUCCGGAGGGGACUACGCCUACAUCCUGGAGGUGUACGGCUCUCUGCCGGCCUUCCUCAAGCUGUGGAUCGAGCUGCUCAUCAUCCGGCCGUCAUCGCAGUACAUCGUCGCCUACGUGUUCGCCACUUACCUCCUCAAGCCGCUGUUUCCUGACUGCCCGGUGCCGGAGAACGGGGCCAAGCUGGUGGCCUGCCUCUGCAUCCUCUUGUUGACCUUUGUGAACUGCUACAGUGUGAAGGCGGCCACCAGAGUGCAGGACUUCUUUGCCGUGGCCAAGCUCCUGGCUCUGGGGAUCAUCAUCAUCAUCGGCUUCGUCAAGAUUGGCCAAGGUGGCAUAGACCGUCUUCUUCCAGAAAAUUCCUUCGAGGGGUCUAAAUAUGAGUUUGGCAGCAUCGGCCUGGCCCUCUACAGCGGCCUGUUUGCUUAUGGUGGCUGGAACUACUUGAAUUUUGUCACUGAGGAGAUGAUUGAGCCUUACAAAAACCUUCCCCGCGCCAUCAUCAUCUCUCUGCCCAUAGUGACGGUAGUGUACGUUCUGACCAACCUGGCCUAUUUCACCACCCUCUCCCCUGAGCAGAUGCUGGGCUCAGAGGCCGUGGCUGUGGAUUUUGGUAACGAACACCUGGGUGUGAUGGCGUGGAUCAUCCCGGUGUUUGUAGGUCUGUCCUGCUUUGGAUCUGUCAACGGCUCUCUGUUCACAUCAUCCAGGUUAUUCUUCGUGGGUUCCCGGGAAGGUCACCUGCCCCAUCUGCUGUCCAUGAUCCACCCCACCCUGCUGACCCCGCUGCCCUCACUUAUAUUCACCUGCAUGAUGACGCUGCUCUACGCCUUCUCCAACGACAUCUUCUCCGUCAUAAACUUCUUCAGCUUCUUCAACUGGCUCUGCAUCGCCAUGGCGAUCGUCGGGAUGAUGUGGCUCCGUUAUAAGAAGCCGGAGCUGGAGCGGCCGAUCAAGGUGAAUAUUCUGCUGCCGGUGAGUUUCGUGCUCGCCUGCCUCUUCCUCAUCAUCGUCUCCUUCUGGAAGACUCCAAAGGAGUGUGCGAUCGGCUUCGGCAUCAUCGCUACCGGACUUCCUGUCUACUUCAUCGGCGUGUGGUGGAAGAGCAAACCCAAGUGGAUGUUGAAUGGAAUCUUUUCAACCACAGCCUUGUGUCAGAAGGUGAUGGAGGUGGUGCCUCAGGCGACCUAAAAGGCCUUUACUUACAUCCAGUGGCCAAUCGGGUUGCACCAACAGUGACCUCUGGGCUCUGACAUCACAGAUGAUGAAGCUUGACCUCUGUUGACCUCUUUCACACCAUUCUCUCACACACACACACGCACACGCCUUGCCUGCAGGGUGCUGAUAAGGACCUGAUGAAGACAGAACCAUGCAGGCCUCUGAAGCUACCGUGUCUUAGCGGUCUUCAACUAUUUUUUCUUAUGUUCUUAUGAGUAUGGACUAUUUUUGUCACUAACUAUCCUUUUGUAGGUUAUAAUGCGUUGUUUUGUUUUUUUUAACGAUGCAUUUCAAUGAAUUGUUUUAAUUUUAUCGUUGUUUUUUUUGUGAAUAUUUUCAUGUAAAAUAUUGCGUUGGUCACUAAAAUGCCCGCUCAGUGUCUGUCUGUUGAGUUUUAGCCCUUCUCCCAGUGUGUUUUUAAAGUCGUCUAUGCUGCUGUAGGAAGAGAGUGAAGUUGAUUGAAGGUCUUAGUGUGUUAGAGACGGUUUUUGUUUUCUCAUUUUUACAGUAAUACGACUCAUUUUUCUGGCUGACUAAAUCCCUCAGAGAAGAACUAUACAUAGAAGUUAAAAUGUCUUGUUCAGUCAUGUUGUUGCUCAAAGCUUACUUACAUUACAUAUUUAUGUUUAAAGCAUUGUAGACCAGCCAUGCUGGUAAACAGGAGCUUACUGUGUGCAGUCUACAGAUGUCACCUCACAGGAUUUCUGGGAAUUGGAGUUUAAUUAAUCAUCAUGUGGUCAGUUUGUGGCACCAGUAUGGGGGAUUGGAUUAUGACUGUCACUGAAAAGUGGGUCAUAUUCAAAGUAUGUGGUGUUUCCUUGCUGUUGAUUUAUUUUUUUGGGGUCAGCGAUCUCAUUUUCACUUCGGGGAUCGAUAUCUGUCAACGUACUGAGCCAUCAAAAUGUCAUCACACUGAGAGACAAUGUUUCAGACUAUAUACUGUAAUACAGCCAUGUAACUGUGGUCUAGAGCAGAGUGACGGAAAGAAACUUGAUGCUCUUUUUAGUGUUGUGUGUGUGUGUGUGUGUGUGUGUGUGUGUGUGUGUGGGUGGGUAUGUGAUUUAGUGUGUGUGUGGAGGAGGGGGGGGAGGGGGUCUACAUCGGAGGGCUCUGGUGUGUUCUUCUUGGACACAUGGACAGAUGAAGCGUAACCUUCUGUACUAACAGGCACUUAUGAUUUUUACAUUUAAACGUUUCACUGUUCAACACUUGGAUCCUCUAUUAUGUUCAGUCACAUUUGGUUAUGUGUGUGCGUGUGUUUGGGGGUCCGUAAUGUGGGUGGGGGUGAAAGGUCAAAGAGAUAAUAUAAGCAGACAGACAACCGUAUGCUUCAGCCUAUGGAGAGAGAUUUAUUUUUUCAAUUUUUUUACAGAAGGAUCACAUUUUCAGAUCACCGUAUGAACUGCUAGUUUUUAUUUUUCAUCCAUUCAUAUCUUUUGUUUUUACUUUUACACGCACAGCGACAGUUACUAAAAAAAAAAAGUUAGUGCUGUAUUAUUAACGUCGACCCUCCUCCUGGCAACGGACCAAAAGUACAUGUUACCGUGGCAGCGCUGUUCCCGUAGAGAUGCCGCCGGUGGAUGCAGGAGGGGUUAAUGUGUAUGAUGUUUUAGAGGUAGAACCUUUCUAACACUCCAGCCAUCGCACAAAGCAGAUGGGAAACUAACAUGAAUAGGACUGUAGACAGUUUAUUUAUUUAUUUUUAGGAAACUUGUUGUCGUUUAUUGUCAUUAGUCCCUCUAAUUUGUUUACAGGGCAUUUUGUGUAAAGUGCUUUACAAAUAAAUCCUGAGUUUUUUUUCCAC
Molecule: messenger RNA, 3659 nt
Organism: Sebastes umbrosus (honeycomb rockfish)
Lineage: Eukaryota; Metazoa; Chordata; Actinopteri; Perciformes; Sebastidae
Gene: slc7a5
Product: solute carrier family 7 member 5
Exons: 10
Coding region: 281-1828 (515 amino acids)
Biological process (GO): neutral amino acid transport; amino acid transmembrane transport
Cellular component (GO): membrane
Molecular function (GO): L-amino acid transmembrane transporter activity; neutral L-amino acid transmembrane transporter activity
Source: RefSeq, a predicted model, not a curated record